CUAYGUGGUUAUAGCCGARUUARCAACAGCGCGCCAGCCGUUUCUUCUUUCGGAAUUUGGAUUUUGWCGCCAAGUGCAGCCAACUAGUACUAUAAAAUUAAUCACUAAACAGUAGAAUUGUCGUGUGCUUCUAGUCUUAUUUAUAACAAAUGAUGUUAAGUAGUGAAACAAGWACACCGUCCAUUGCUAAACAAAAAACACAGCAAAGCAAUAACACCACUAAUUUAAGUUCGAAGAAAAAUAUCAAGAGUUUGCAUGAAUUAUUUUUGGAAAUACUAGACGCAGUGCUAUCAUGUGUCAUAGUGGCACCAUGCGUAAUCGCCUAUUGGCGAGGAACUUGGGAGCUGAUGGGUGUUUUAUUGUUUCCACGAAGCAUGCCGCUAUCUGCGCUCACGUCCUUUUUGAUUGGUCUUUCGGGUCACUUCAUCUUUACAAUCACGCAAUCGUGUUUUCGAAGAUACAUCAACCCUGAUAAGCGCCGCCUUACCUAUUACGUACUUUCGCGAAGCUAUACAGCUUUAUUUGGCAUCGUAUGUGUGAAUAUGUGGCGCGGUUCGUGGAUAUUAUGCGUAUGGCUCACCAGUGCGGACUCCUUAAUAAUUAUUGCCGCCGUAACGCUAGUGUCUUUGAUGUUUUUAAUUGCAACACGGACUGUUCGAAACCUGAGCGCCGCACCUUAUGUCGUUGCCACGGACCAUAAAAGUGAUUAUUUCGACGUUGACACUAUGUUUAAAAUACCACACCAGAAACUAAAAACCAGCUMCAACGAAUUUUUUCUGCUCUUCAACGAGGCUAUUGAGUCCUAUAAACCAGAAUGGGAACCCAUGUAUACCGACGGGCCGAAAACGGAUACUACUACCACGUUUGCGGUGUCAAACGAUCAGGGUGUCGCUAUUACGGUCGGUGCUUUGCCAACAUAUUGCUCGCAUACAGCAGAAGCUGCAGCAAUUUACGAAGCGGUUCUAUUCGCCUCAUCAACAGGAGACAAACAUACAAUAUGUAGCGAUAGUAAAUCAACCAUUGAUGCACUUUAA
Bactrocera latifrons is the source of this 1034-nucleotide messenger RNA. RefSeq lists its product as uncharacterized. The coding region runs from base 150 to 1034 and encodes 294 amino acids. NCBI's taxonomy places the organism in Eukaryota, Metazoa, Arthropoda, Insecta, Diptera, Tephritidae. Gene Ontology annotation, biological process: neuromuscular synaptic transmission; neuron-neuron synaptic transmission; clustering of voltage-gated calcium channels. The record is from RefSeq and is a predicted model, not a curated record. Gene Ontology annotation, cellular component: presynaptic membrane. Gene Ontology annotation, molecular function: nucleic acid binding. The transcript is spliced from 2 exons.